AUGGACAUUUCUCUCAAAGGCUGUACACUACAUGACGCAUUUGCAGCGCUUGAAGAUGAUGAAGAUUUGGAGCCGUCGUAUAUUUUCGUUGAGCCUCCAGAUCCAGCCAUGCACAUCGAUGAAGAAUCGGCAGAUGAAGAUCAAUCAGGCUUGAUUAAAAAUCUCUCUGGUCGUCAACUUAGGCUCAGCGACAGAAAAGAAAAAAAAUUCAGAAGUGGGCAAAAACUAAAAGAACUAGGUGUCGAAGUAGCAACUGGGAUGUCCAUAGCUGAAGUUGGUUUUAGCACGAUGGCGCCAAUGUCAAAUGCUGAGAGACAAAGAAAAUACCGUGAAAAAAUAAAACCAAAUGCAGAAAAAUACGAGGAGAAAAAGAAGAAGCAUAGAGAAUACAUGAAAGCUGCUAGAAGACCAAUUGCAGAACUGACUGAAAAAGAAAAGGAAAAAAAGCGACGAGAAUGGAGACUUGCCAAAAAAAAACAAAAAGAAGGUGGUGUAACAAAACCAAAGAACAACAAGUGUUGUGCGUUAAAUGCACGAUUAUGUGAAAAAUUGAAGAAGCGAAUAACAGAUCAAAAGAAAGUUAUAGAUAAUAUAUUGCUGAAGAAACAUGCUUUACAAAAAAACCUAUAUAGACAUAAAAUUAAAAUUGAAGAGCUGCGCAAAUUGAUCUCAAAUUCAGAACGAACGGAAAACAAAUAUUUAAUAAACUCAUCAGAAAGUAAAACCAACAGUGAAUUUGUACCUACAGACAUUAAUGCACCAACUACCUCAUCCGGACUGACCACAACUGACAAAUCUGAAAAUGAAGAUUUACGUGAAAAAACUCCCAUGUCUAAAACAUUAUCCUUUAUAAAUGAAAAUAUUCCAUCCAUAUCCACUCCUGAAAAAAAUAAAGUUAAAAAACAGAUCCUGCAGCUGAAUGUGAUCAGUGCUUCGUUACAGACAGCAUAUGAAAAACAUGACAAUAAAUCAAAACAGAUCCUAAAAGACAUUGUUUCAUCCGAAGCAAUAGAAAAAUAUAAUCUGAAAACUGAUAUUUCGAAAUCAUUGGGACUGAAAGGGAGAGUAAGAAAAUUUCAGAAAAAGGAAAGGACAUACAAAGAAGCUAAAGAAAUACGUAUUUUUUUCAACAGGGAUGAUAACACUAGAAUGACAGCUGGCAAGAAAGAAUGUGUUGGUAGAGGUAAUGAUAAAUUACAGAAGCGAUUCUUGCUUACUUCAUUGAAGAAACUUUACACAAAAUAUGUAAGCGAGGGAGGAAAAGCUUCAUUUUCAACUUUUAGACGAAAUAGGCCAAGAAAUGUGUUACGGCCAAAGUUGAGUGAUAGAAACACCGUUGCAUGUAUAAAACACAGUAAUUUAGCCUUCAAAGUUGCUCAUUUAAAGAAAAUUGGCGUUAUAGGUACUUCCGAUUUGCAAGAAUUACUUGCAUCGAGUGUGUGCAGCGUUGAAUCGUACGACUGUAUGUAUUUAAAUUGUGAAAAGUGUAAAGACACCAAUCCUGAAAUGAAUUUGACAGAUAUUACAAACAAUACAGAAUGCACAUGGAUACAGUGGAUUAGAAAGGAAUUUACGUUUGAGAAGGGAAUAGAAAGAAAAAUUACUACUACAAAGAAAUAUGCUAAAGAAAGUAUUAAGGGUACAUUUUCAGAACUCAAAGAAAUGUUUUUAGCUGAUCUACGUGCAUUCCGGCAGCAUUUCUUUAAUAUAAAUCAUCAGCACAAAAAAUAUCGAGAAGUUAUUGAUAACCUACUACCCAAUGAAGCAGCUCUAAUAAUAGAUUUCUCAGAAAAUUAUUCCUUCUCUGAAAUUAAUAUUCGGGAUGCACAGAACCAGAUACCGAAUGAAUUGGAUCCAGUACCACUUACUACACGAUUACAUCAAAUUACUUACCAUGUUCCAUCAACAACACUAAGGUACCGCAAUGUCAGUUGUUUCUGUAAGUCAUCUUUGCCAAGAGGGAUUUGCGAAUGCUACAACGCGAAAACUCACGUCCUGAAAAAAACUAUAGUCCACAAGAUAAAUUGUUCAACCAAUGUUAGUAAAAGGAUGCGCAACAAUGAGGAAGCGGGGCAAUUGAAUGAAUGCGGAGCAGUGCUGCCAGAAAUUCCCGUGGUUUCACAUCGAAUAUCAACCAAUGACAUUGACGUUAUACAUGACGAAGGUGGAAUUUUUCAAUCGAAAACAAAAGCAAGUAGUUGCAUCAUUCGGGAAACUGCUGGAACAAAAAUUGUAUUGAUGGCAAAAAAUCAGAAUUCACUUAAUAUUAACACUAACGUCUUGACGACUGUAAAACAAAAACCCAAGAUUAUAUCGCAAGUUAUAAUUCCGCCCUCAAAAUGUACCCCAAAAAUUGUUACCAAUAAUGAAAAUAAAGAAAACUUAUCAUCACUUAACACUAAAAACUAUGACCGGCUUAAACGAAAAACGAGAAAAGAGAUUAAGAGAAAAGAUAAGAAGUUAAAAAGAAAAAAAGAAGAAGAUGAAUCAAGCAAUAGUGACAUCGCUAUGAGUGUCCACAGUGAUUCAGACAUUUGCGACGUUGCUUCUGAAUCAGAUAGCCUGGAUAUGCAAGAUACAGAUUUUAAUAUUAAUAAAUCAAAAUCUAAAGGCUGCAAAAAAAAUGUAAAAGUUAAAAUUGAAAAGACUAAAACUUGCCUUAUCCCAGAUACUAUGUUGCAUCAGCCCUCUUCAAGUUCCAACUUAGAAAUUGUUCCCAUUGAUAUAAAAAAAUACGAUUAUGUAUUGACAAAGUCAAUGGAAGUGGAGCUAAUAGAUUGUAAGAAUAUUGUAAAGACUGUAGAAUUAAUGUCGAUCAAUGAAAAUGAGACUGAUUUUGUAUUUCUUGACGACGAUGAUUAUAUAUAUUUUGAUUAA
Molecule: messenger RNA, 2877 nt
Organism: Parnassius apollo (apollo)
Lineage: Eukaryota; Metazoa; Arthropoda; Insecta; Lepidoptera; Papilionidae
Source: the annotation of a GenBank genome assembly